Messenger RNA from Rubroshorea leprosula, 1106 nucleotides. NCBI's taxonomy places the organism in Eukaryota, Viridiplantae, Streptophyta, Magnoliopsida, Malvales, Dipterocarpaceae. The record is from the annotation of a GenBank genome assembly.
AAAAUCAGUUCUGCAAUUAGCCCAUAACCCCCAUUUUCAUUAACCUAUUUAUAAGUUACUGCAACAAGCACUGCCAUCGCUUCUUCUAAACUUCAAAGUCCAUCCUCCAUCUCCUCCUUCCCACACUCUGUCGAAGAUAUGCCUCAGUGGAUAAGGUCGUUGAAACCAGGGAGCUGCGGCAAAACCACACAAGGGUCGGCGCCGCGUUUCUCCUUCAGUUCACUCAAAGACAUCCACGACAUCGUCAGAGAAGAAACCAUACCCCAACCAGGAUCGCCAAGGAGUCCCUCCAUUUUCCACCGAGUCAAACUCUCUGUGUGGGGGAACCACUGGUCGUGGGGCCACCGCCAUUCGGCCGUAUCUCUACUCCCUCCCGUCGUCAUCCCUAAUGCCGAGCACCGCAUCAUCGUCUACUUCACCAGCCUCCGCGUCGUCCGCAAGACCUUCCAGGACUGCCAGACUGUCAGAUCAAUCCUCCGAGGGCUGCGAGUUCCAACCGACGAACGAGACCUGUCUCUGGACGCUAUGUUCUUGGACGAGUUGGUGGGGAUCGUAGGGCAGAAAAACCUGACAUUACCAAAAGUUUUCAUCGGCGGUAGAUUCGUCGGCGGGGCCGAGGAGAUCAAACGGCUCCAUGAGAGUGGGGAUCUGUACAAGCUGGUUGCUGGGUUGCCAUUACUGGGACCAAUUGUCUGUGAUCUGUGCGAUGGACUGGGGUUCGUCCUCUGCGCACGCUGCGACGGAAGCCACAAGAUCUACUCGCAAAAAUCUGGUUUUCGAAGCUGUAACAUUUGCAAUGAGAAUGGUCUGAUACGGUGCCCUUCUUGCAGCCGUAUGCUCCGUCAAACUACAUUAUAGAAGUCCUAAAAACUUAGAAGUUAGAAAUCAACCAAUAAAAAAAAAACUAUAGGCUAAAAUGAAGAAAUGAUUUACUUUUCCCAUAUCAAUCUGGAUUUUUUAAGUGUUUCUGGGAUUUGAUAGGAUCUAUGUUAAUAUUUUGAUCAGCAAAAUGCAUGCUAUCAUCAGCACUCGGGAAGCAGUUAGAUUUUGUUUGCCAACCGAAACAUGGCGGUGCUUUCCAUUACAAACAAAAGGUUGUCAUUUAA